Messenger RNA from Siniperca chuatsi (mandarin fish), 7208 nucleotides. It is a transcript of the gene mtss1, whose product is annotated as MTSS I-BAR domain containing 1. Gene Ontology annotation, cellular component: actin cytoskeleton; cytoplasmic side of plasma membrane. The transcript has 15 exons. Lineage: Eukaryota; Metazoa; Chordata; Actinopteri; Centrarchiformes; Sinipercidae. Gene Ontology annotation, biological process: plasma membrane organization; cell projection assembly. The coding region runs from base 869 to 3277 and encodes 802 amino acids. Gene Ontology annotation, molecular function: actin binding; phospholipid binding. The record is from RefSeq and is a predicted model, not a curated record.
UUUGUCGCUUUGGCUAACUUGACGCGGUGUUCGGGGACACACUCAUUCACUUUAGGUUAGGACUCCCAUUGGAGUAACUGGAGGAAAAACGGCUGUCUCUCUCGUCAAAACUCGCAAGAAAACAACGUGAAAUCCCUCGGAUACACUUCAGGAAACAGCGACCGUGGGGGUUUAAAUCCGAGCUGGACAUCAGAUAAGAUCCGUUACCGAUUCAUUUAGGCGAACUGAUUGAUCACGGGCUGUGUGUAUUUUCGUUUGCAAAGCCAAACACACACACACACACACACACACACACACACACACACACACACACACACACAGUCACAGUCACAGGUUGCUAGCGGAGUUGACGCUAACCCAGCUAGCCGCGUUAGCUAGCUGCGGUUAGCUGUGUUUCCCCCUUUACCCGGGACUUCAACCAGCCGGAGCUAAACUUAAAACAACUGUCAGACAUUUUCCAGACAGCCUGCUCUACGGUCCAGUCAUGAUGUGGUGUUUUUUCGGACGUUUAUCAAGUUGGCCGGCCGGUAGCAUCGGCUGACUAAAAGCCUGACGUUAGUGUGAGUCUCUCGGUUUCUCUCGACCUGGAUUUCACUCCUGUGUGAGUGUUUCUUUUUUUUUUUUUUUUUUUUUGCUCCUUUCCAUUGCUGUUUUUUUUUUUUUUUUUUUUUUUUUUAAAAGGUGGACUUUGCCCUCAAGGUGUUGUAACUCUCCUCCCUAUUAAAUAAAAAAAAAAAAAAUAGAAGAAGAGAAGCCUCUAUUGAUUCUUCUGUUGGAGUAUUUCUAAACUUGGCUGGAAGCUUUUUCUUUUGGGAGGUAAAAAGUUUGCGUGUUGGGAAGUUGAGGAUUUUUCCGAGGCUGUGGAAAAAUGGAUGCGGGUAUAGAGAAGGAAUGCAGCGCCUUGGGAGGGCUCUUCCAGCUCGUCAUGAACGACAUGAAGGCCAGUUAUCCUACAUGGGAGGACUUUGUAACCAAAGGAGCCAAGCUACAGUCACAGCUCAGGACGACCAUCGUGGUGACCGGAGCCUUCCUGGAUGCUUUUCAGAAGGUGGCAGACAUGGCGACUGGGACCAGAGGUGCCACCAAAGACAUCGGCUCAGCGCUAACCAGGAUGUGUAUGAGGCACCGCAGCAUCGAGUCCAAACUCAAGCUGUUCACCACAGCUCUCUCAGAAAGUCUUAUCACUCCGCUGGAGUUGAAGAUGGAGGAGUGGAAAAAAGUGGCCAGUCAGCUGGACAAAGACCAUGCUAAAGAGUACAAGAAGGCCAGAGCAGACAUCAAGAAGAAGUCGUCAGACACCAUCAAACUGCAGAAGAAAGUGAAGAAAGGGAAGGGAGAGGCUCAGGGCCAGCUGGACAGCGCGCUGCAGGAUGUCAACGUGCGUUACGCCGUCCUGGAGGAGACGGAGAAGCGAGCCGUGUGCAGAGCGCUGAUAGAAGAACGAGCACGCUACUGCAGCUUCGUCAGCAUGCUGAAGCCUGUACUGGACCAUGAGAUCAACAUGCUGGGUGAGGUGACCCACCUGCAGACCAUUCUGGAAGAUCUGACCAACCUGACAGCUGAGCCCAAUAAACUCCCACCAGCCAGCGAGCAGGUGAUUUUGGACCUGAACUGUUCUGAUUUCAACUACACCUAUCAGACACCUCCAGCUUCUCCCAGUAACACCCUGUCCAGGAAGAGCAGCAUCAGCAGUAACUACCAGUCUGGAUCAGUGAGACACGUUCCCUCCUUGGACUCCAUCAGCUGUGCUGUCGAUGGAGUACACAUCCAGCGCUGCUCCUCCCCCUAUCUGCUGAUUGGCUGUGAUGAAGCCGGGCGGUCCCUCAGCGAAGGGAACUCCCCCUCUCGCCCCGGUCGUCAGGGCAGCCGUGGUCGCUACAGUUACGCUGCUGGCCAUGGCCACCACCCCGCGCUGAGCCGCCGCGUUAGCCGCAGGGAUAUGACCACUGAUGCAGUUGGCUCGACCAAUCAGCUUGCUGCUGGAGGGAUCGGAUCGGCAGAGAACGGCAUGUUGGCCCCCCCACACAACGCCUACUCACACCAUGGAGAGAGAGCUCGAGCCAUGUCUGCGUCUGGGAAGUCGUGCUCGGCCCGGGAUCAGCUGGCGUUAACUUUAGGUGCGUUGAAUUCAGACGCCCCGAGGAGCAGCAGGGACUCUCUGCACUGUUCCAGCGGCUACAGCACCCAGACCACCACCCCGUCCUGCUCCGAGGACACCAUACACACACACACUGUAAAGAGAGAUCCUCCCCUCUAUGUUGACUACGAGUCCAUCUCUCUCCACGGAGACGCUGACUCCGUCUCUUUACAUCACCUCUCCCAUGGCAACACCCAGUCAGACUUUGACAAGUCCUCAACCAUCCCGAGGAACUCCGACCUCGGUUUCCAGUACAGGAAGUUUGCUCAGUCUAAGCGCCCCUCCUCCACUGUCAGCCUAUUGGCUGAGCCCGAAUUGAUUGGCAGGUCGGUCCACCAGCUGCCGUCCCACACGGCGACCAUCAGGCGCAAACCGUCAUCCAAGCCGGCGUAUCGCAGGGGCACGAUCAGCGGGGGAGUUCCCAUCCCCAUCUGCACCCCGCAAGUUCCCCUUAAAGCCCUCGGAGGAAAUAACGGGAGCGAUGAGAAUGUUUUCACAGCGCCCCCCGCUGUUGUUGGAGCAGGAGGUUUAGGUUACAGUAAACUCUGCACCUCCACACAGAGCCUCAGUGCCUUACCUCCUCCCUCUUCCUCCCCGUACUACCAGCUGAUCCCAGGUCAGAUGCCUAUCCCGGUGCCUGUGCCUACUGUACCUACCCUGCCACCAGAGGGCAGCAACGCCACACAGCAACAGAGACAGUACCAUCAACAACUACAGCAACAGCAGCAAAUCAACCAACUACAGCAGCACAACCAGCAACUACAGCAACAGUUUCUACACCAACAGUCACUGCUUCAGCAACCCCAACAGCUGCAACAUCAACAAGAGCAGUAUCAACAGCAAGACCAGCAUCAACAGCUGAACCAGCAGCAGAAACAGAAGCUGUUCCUGCAGCAGCAGCUUCAGGCCCAGUUCCAGGCCUCUGCUUCCCAGGGAGAGCCCACCAGUCUGGGCCACAGCGCUCACUACCAGCCCCAGGCUCCUCCACCCUCCAUCCAGGACCAGAACCCGGAGCAGCUGAUCCAGGAGGGAGGAGGAGACAUGCUGAACAAGAUCAGAGGAGUAAAGCUCAAAAGGACCCUCACCAAUGAUCGCUCUGCCCCUCUCCUGCCCCCUCCAACCAAUCACAAAUUAGGCUGAACGACGGCUUGUUUUGCUUCCCUGCAGGUUAGCUGUUUAGUUUAAUGGGUUCGGCGCCCAAAAGAGGCACCUGAGUGUGUCAGCACAGACCGCACAGAGCAAAAUCAAACAUAGACUUCCUACAUACAAAUCUAAAAACAGAUAGUGGACUGAUUUAAUCGCUGGAACUCGACGUGUGUCUUAUUUUAUUUUCCAAAGUUCUGCUUCCUUUUUAGGCUGUUUAGAUUUGUUUGUGUUAAAAAUGUUUUGUUUGUUGCUGCAGCGACCAGCUUUUGCCUUUUUUUUUUUUUCCCCAGUUCAUGUUUGCAUUUCUAUUAUGCAUAAUGUUUUUGUCUGACCCAUAGAACUGAUUGUUUUAGUUAGUACUCACUUCCUGGUCAGAUGAUCGUCAUGUGGCUCGUUAAUUAGCCAGACGGGAAGCUUUUAGUGUCUCAGAUCCUCUCAAGUCCUGGGUGUGUUUGAUUUGCCUUUUGUCUAGACUCCCAGUAGGGUGUAGUCCAGUAGCUCCACUGUGUCACAUGGUUGAACCAUGGUGUGUGGAGGUUUUAAUUUGCUGGCUGUGGGUCAGUGUUGGUCCGGUGUAUCUGAACAUUGAGUGACAGUUCAGUCGUCACAGAGUAUUUGGUUUGUUCCCGGUCAUCUCAAAGAGUCAACACCGAACCUGAUGCUCAUAACUCUGGAAUAAAACCUGGACUGGGUCUGUAGAUUGUUAAUAUGUUAGAACAAAAAAAGCUUUGGGAGCAGCUGGGGCACCCGUACAGAAAUUUGAACUGUGAUUUGAAAGGUGACUCCCUCACCUUCAAGUGGCAACAGUUUCCGCCCCAGGGAUGCCUAAUGGUGCCGCUGAGGGCUACUGUUUGUGGAAAAGGAUUAAAAAUGUUACUGUGUGCAAAUGUGUGGUUUACUGUGUAAAUAAUUAGCUGGUGAACAUGAGGAAUCAUAACAACAAGAAGACUGAUUUGUUUGCAACUUUUAGAGGCAAUGCUGUUAUUUUAGGAGAAGCAGAUCGGCAACAAUGGACGACAUUAUAUGAGAACAUAGCGGGCUAUGAGAAGCAGAACUAUAAAGAAAAGCAGAGUCGGUCACAGCUGCUGGUGAUGUACAGGUCUGUGCUGGUUUGAAGGUGGUUGUCAGCAGUUACAGGGGACACGCCGCCAUGUUGGAAGACUUGAUUGAACCCUUAGAAGUUUUUAGAUGUUAAUGUAGUAACUAGAGCCUGAACCACACAAGAUUUUUGAGGCUGAUAUUAGCUUUUUAACAUAAGCAAUUAUUUUGAUAAGGAACCCUUAAAUUUGGUUAAGAAUUGUGACAGAGAUAUGUACUGAGUGGACAAACUAUGUAAUGGAGACGCUGUUUCUAAAUUACCACGUUUUUCACACAAUAUUAGUAUCUGCGUAUAUGUCGGCCGAUAAAUAACAAGAAAUUUUGGUACAGAAUUGCCAUACGUUUUAAUUAAUUAACAGUCUCUAUUACACAGUUUGUUCUUCUGAGAGCACUGACAAAUCUAUUUCUAUUUUUACAAUGUAAAAUGUCCAGUUCAGUACAUAUCCUGGUCACAAUUCUGUGAAAACCAAAUUGAAGUGCUCCUUAAAAUUAUGUGUUUAUGAUAAAAAUUAAUAUCAGAUGCUUUCUUUUUUUCAAACUCUCAAAUAUCAUUAUGGUAUCCAUUGGGCCUUAAAUGACACUGAUUAAAACAUUUCCUUUACAAGUUUUUGCACAGAAACAUGUAAUAAUUAAUACAUUUUUUACCAUUUUCCUUGAAAAAUGCUGAUUAAGGUUCUGUCAAUCGACUAAUUGUUUCAGCUGCAGUUAUUUCUUUUACCAGUUUAAAAUGACAUUUUCACACAUGACACUACAUCAGUUAUGAGUUAUGAUUACUUUCUGCAGGCAGACAGAGGAAGAGCUUUUGAUUCUGUUGUCACUCCUCCAACAUGGCGGUGUUUCCAUCUUAACUAUAAGAAAACUCCAAACCUCUGCUUACAGCUCUGAUUUACCCGUCAAAGGCAAAAAUCAGUGACUUUUGCUGUUUAAAAAGUUAAUUAAAAAGAACUUCAAUGUCUUUCUGUCGCUACAGAUACAGGAUCUAAUAUGUUUAAUAAAGACACUGUUAGAAUUUAUUUUGUUUGAGUGUUUAAAUUCAGCUCCCAUCACUGAAGACAGCAGAUUUACUUUUUUUGAAUCAACUGCUUACAGCUAAUCAGAGUCCAGGAAUGUGCGGACUUCGUGUUUGCAUCCAACGUUUAACUUUAAGUUAAACUAUAUUUAUCUACAGAGUUUUGUUGGGCUCCAAUAGCUGGUUCUAUUUUGGAUCCUGUUCCAAGUUGGUAAAAUAUUUAGAUCUGUUAAUAUGUUAACCUGCUAUUCUCAUAAAUCUCUUAUCUGAUAUUUUAUGUCCUCUCUUUUUUCACAGAGAUCACAGGUGCAAUAAGCUGACUGCAGACCUCUUAAGUCACUGUUCACAGCUCAGAUAUUUUCAGUGAUCAAAUAGGUCUGGCGUUGUGCCCAUUGACUUUUUCUCUGGUUGGAUAAAUAAAUGAGUCCAUCAGAAAACAAGGACGUUAUCUUUCUGUGCCAGAGCCAGAAAAACGGCAACAAGCGUGGAUUUGAUCAACGCAGCUUUAUAGGUUGUUGUUAGUUGACUUAAAGAAGUAAGACUUAAAUCAGCAUAUUUCUUCGAUCAUCAGGAAAAUAAUCCUCCUCUCCCAAACAUGAACGUGAUUUCAGACUUGAAUAAUCACGUGAAUGGAUUCAGAUGUGAUAAAAGACGUGUUGCCUCUGAAAGUUGCCUGUGUUGACUUCAUACAGUGAGCGUGCCCGGAAGCAGGGCCGUAGCUACCACUGAGGACUGAGGUCAUGUCCUCGGUUACUGGGGGAUUCAAUGACAUGAGGAGGGGUUUACCAGAGCUGAUUAUUUGUAUUAUUGAUUAAUGUGGCAAUUGUGUUUUAUUAAAGCCAUUAAAGAUUUGGUCUAUAAAAAAAUACAACUUCCCAGAGCCCAAGGUAUAUGUCUUGCUUUGUCAGAACAGUCCAAAACCCAAAGAUAUUCAGUUUACAAUGAUAGAAGACAAAGAAAACCAGAAAACAUUUGAAAAGCUAGAACCAGUACAUUUCUGGCAUUAAAAAAUGUCAAACGAUUAAUGCUUUAAAGUUUCACGUUCUAAACGCAUUCCACAUGUAGGUUUUUUAAGGCUGUUUCUGAUAUAUUGUUAGACCAAAUAUCUUUAAGUGUGACAUUUUAGGCAGGAAACUAAAGUUAAAAAUAAAAGUAAUUUAGUAUUUUCCACCAGAAUUAAAUACCUGAAGGUGUAGAGAAGACUAUAAUGUAGGAAAAUUAGUUUGUUUAAAUAUGCAGAAACCAGCUGCAUGAAAAUGGGAAAUGCAGUCCAGUCUCUGGUCCGCUGGUCCUUGUCUGUUCUCAUAGAAACUUUCCUGUGUAUUUAGGAAUUUCCUGCAGCUGAUUCAAGUGUUUAUAUUGUUGAUGAGACAGAAAAGCUGCCUUCUGAUCAGUCAGAGCUUCUGAUAUUCAUUUGAUUGAUUGAUUGGACCCAAUAAGACACACAGCAGUUGUGUGUGUGUGUGUGUGUGUGUGUGUGUGUGUGUGUAUAUACUGUAUUAGUGCUUCUAUUCCUGGGAGAGAUCAAAAUCUAUAUAAAAAUGUAUGUAUACAUAUCCUGAUUGUAUUUUUGUUGAUUUAUUGAUCUGACACCGCCAUCAGUCGUCAUAUUUUUGUAGAAAAGCUUUAAAGAAGGAAACCCAGUGAACUUCCUGAUGUUUGAAGAUCUGAAACCUGAUUGGAUGUCUGACUGUCGAGAAGCAAACGAAGGACAGACAGACGUACGGACGACAUGAACCAACAGAAUGUAGAAAUGUUUUGUUCUUCAUCUUUUGAUGUUUGCUGUGGGAUCAAUAAUAAUAAUAAUUGAUUCAUCAA